CGUGACUCCGUUGUUUACAUCUUUGUCCUGCGCUUUCUUUGCUUACGCUUCCGACUGGUGGUCGAAUUCUACAGUCGACCAUGAGAGCUCUCUUGCCGGGUGUUUGCCUGCUACUUUUUGGGCUCGCCGCGGGCUCUUCCCGGGUCCGCGUGCCCCCACACGACCAGGUCGCCCGGGUCGCCCGCUUCGUCGCCCACCAAUGCGACUGGGCUUCCAUGGCCACCAUCAGCAGCCACAAGCCGGUGGUGGGGCAGCCUUUCUCCAACGUCUUCUCGGUGAGCGACGGGCCACCGGGCUUCAGCUCCGGCGUGCCGUACAUGUACUUGACCCGCAUGGAGAUCUCCGUGCAGGACCUGGAGGUGAACCAACAGGCAUCUUUGUCAAUGUCUCUGGCUCAGACGGCCUACUGCCGCCAGCAGGGCUUGGACCCUCAGAGUCCUCUGUGCGCCCACAUCAUCCUGUCCGGAUCUGUGCUGGAGGUGAACGGCACCGAGGCAGAGUUUGCAAAGAAAGCCCUCUUCACUCGACACCCCGAGAUGAUCGGCUGGCCCUCGGACCAUGACUGGUUCUUUGCCAAGUUCAACAUUACACAGGUGUGGGUGCUGGAUUAUUUUGGCGGGGUGAAGACGGUCAGUCCGGAGGAAUACUACCAAGCCUCUCCCAACUAAUACGCGCAAAUGACGUUAUGGGGACUUAGUGUGUUUUUUGCAGUGAAUCAUAUUGUGAAUUCCUUCCAGUGAAUCCACUUAUCAGCUAUUAUUUCUGAGUGCCAUACGUAACAUAAGUUUUUUUUUUAUCCCUGGAAGUUGUCUCUCAAUUUCCUACAAAUUGUAGUGUGUAAAGCAUAUCAAAAAGUUGCUUUUUACUUGAAUUGAGUAGGCUUGCGCCUGCUGGUAUUAUGAUUGUGUUGAGCAGGGUUCUGCACAAGUGUGCAUUUUAUUUCAUGAAACCCUGACUGUGGAUGGUAUGAUAAGCAAGGACUUCUCAGUUCUAGAGUGGGUUCUAGGAAUGCAAGCGUCCAGGUUCACACGCUUCCGGCCACACAUCGGUAAAACAUUGUGUUGCUCUGGCCAAUGCAAUGAAAAAUGUCUCGCUAUACCCCUGCAGGCCCAUUGACUUGAUGAUUAUAUAUUAUAUAUAUAUAUAUAAUCUAUAAAUAUAUUAUAUAUUUUUUCAGAAAAAUAGAAUGAAUUAUAUUUUUCAAUAGAACAUGAGUACAAUUUUUGUUAAUAAAGUUUGUGUCGUGCAACAGAA
This is a messenger RNA of Hippocampus zosterae (dwarf seahorse), 1254 nucleotides long. It is a transcript of the gene creg1, whose product is annotated as cellular repressor of E1A-stimulated genes 1. The transcript has 4 exons. Bases 81 to 668 code for a protein of 195 amino acids. Lineage: Eukaryota; Metazoa; Chordata; Actinopteri; Syngnathiformes; Syngnathidae. The record is from RefSeq and is a predicted model, not a curated record.